AUGACGGCGCUCGACAUGGCCGCCACUGCCAUUGCAUGCAAUGCCUCGCGCACUGCACAGGCUGUGUUUGGUGAAGGCCGGGUGGCCAUCUUUCAGCGGAAGGCUUCCAGCAAGGGCUGGUCAUUGCAUGCCACCCUCCCUGCCGAUGACCUGUGCAUCACGCAGCUGUGCUGGGCUCCUGCCGAGUUUGGCAGGGUGAUUGCUGGGGGGACCGCCGACGGGAGCGUGGUCGUGUGGCAAGAGACGCCAGGCGAGCAGGGAUCUUGGCGGCUGGUGGCGGCGCUCAAGGAGGCCACGCUGGCGGUGCUGGACGUGGCCUUUGCGCCACCGCCGCUGGGGCCGCUGUUGGCCGUUGCCUACGCCGAUGGCUUUGUCAGGCUCUUCGUGGCAUCCAGCGAGCUGGCACCAGCCAGCUGGGAGCUACAAAACCACUUUCAGAUAGGCAUCGGCAGCGGCGCGGACUACGGCGGACGGCCGGUGGCAGAUGUGGCAUGGGCGCCGGCGAUGGGCCGGCCCUGCGACGUCGUGGCGGUGGCAGCGGGCGCCACAGUGCUGCUUUGGGAGCUGUGGGGCACAGCGGACGGUCUGCAGUCGCGUCAGCUGGUGCGCCUGCAGCAUGCGACACCCGUCUGGCAGGUGGCGUGGAACCCGCUGGGCAACUGGCUGGCGGCAUCUAUUGAGGGCCGAGAGGUCUGCAUGUGGCGGCCCGACCUGGGCGGGGAGUGGCUGUUGCUGAGCCGCUUUGCAGCCGCGCCAAAAAAUAAAACUGACACCGAGUGA
This is a messenger RNA of Chlorella variabilis, 780 nucleotides long. RefSeq lists its product as hypothetical. The record is from RefSeq and is a predicted model, not a curated record. NCBI's taxonomy places the organism in Eukaryota, Viridiplantae, Chlorophyta, Trebouxiophyceae, Chlorellales, Chlorellaceae. Gene Ontology annotation, molecular function: protein binding; structural molecule activity. Gene Ontology annotation, biological process: cellular response to amino acid starvation; positive regulation of TORC1 signaling. Gene Ontology annotation, cellular component: nuclear pore outer ring; Seh1-associated complex. The transcript has 3 exons. Bases 1 to 780 code for a protein of 259 amino acids.